Girardinichthys multiradiatus is the source of this 1039-nucleotide messenger RNA. RefSeq names its product hatching enzyme 1.2-like. Gene Ontology annotation, molecular function: metalloendopeptidase activity; zinc ion binding. The record is from RefSeq and is a predicted model, not a curated record. Gene Ontology annotation, biological process: proteolysis. The coding region runs from base 40 to 867 and encodes 275 amino acids. Lineage: Eukaryota; Metazoa; Chordata; Actinopteri; Cyprinodontiformes; Goodeidae. The transcript has 10 exons.
UUAGCUCUUGGGUAAGAUCCACAAAUCCAACAGCACCACAUGCCUCAAUCUGUUGCAACCAUGCAGUUUUUUUCUUGGUCCUUUGUGGUUCUGUUGCUUUUGUCAUCUGCCUGGGCUAAGGAAGAGGUUCCUGCCAUCGAGGUGGACACCUCCCAGGAACUGUCUGUUGGUGAGCUGCUGGAGAGAGCCAACAGAGACCGCAUCCCUGACAUUGAUGAACCCCGCCUGAUCGGAGGAGACAUUGCUGUCAAGUCUGAGGCAGACAGAAAUGCUGACCCCUGCACCUCCAGAGGUUGCCUCUGGUUAAAAUAUACUGAUGGAAAAGUCUAUAUCCCCUACUACAUUGCCAACCACUACUCUUCCCGUGAGAUAGAGAUCAUCAUUCGUGGACUGGAGUCUUUCUCGGCGGUUUCCUGCAUCCGUUUCAGGCCCUACCAAAAUGGCGAUCAUGAAUGGUUGAGCAUUGAAUCCAGGAAUGGCUGUUACUCGUAUGUGGGCCGUCAGGGUGGGGGUCAGACAGUGUCCUUGAGCCGACAGGGGUGCCUUUACCAUGGCACCGUCCAGCAUGAGCUGCUCCACGCCCUGGGCUUCAACCAUGAGCAGACCCGCUCUGACAGAGACAACCACAUCAAAGUGCACUGGAACAAUAUCCUUGAAGGCAUGGAGUACAAUUUCUAUAAGAUUGAAACUCUGAACCAGGGAACUCCUUAUGAUUACAACUCUGUUAUGCAAUAUGAAAGGUACGCCUUCUCGAAGAACAACCGUCCUACUAUGGAGCCCAUUCCAAACAGCAAUGUGUCCUUCGGCCAGGCCACACAGAUGAGCCAGAAUGAUAUUGCCAGACUGAACAGACUCUACAAAUGCUAAACAUCAGCUGUGCCCUAUGACCUACAAAUCUGAUGACAUGGACAUGCCAAGACAGGAGGUGUGGGUUUUAGCCAGAUGACAGUUUGGUUGAAAACUCCAAAAGCAUUGAAUAUUGAUUGCUGUCUGGAUGAGAAACAAAAUAAAAAGAAAUAAAAUGCUGCAAUAAAAAAAA